AUGGAACAUGUUAUCCAAAACUUGGAUAAUGUUAUACACAAUGUGGAUAAUAUUAGCCACAACGUGGAUAAUGCUAUCCACAACGCGAGUGAUGUUACCCACAACGUGGAUGAUGUGAUCCACAAAGCGGGUAAUGUUACCCAUACCGUGGAUAAUGCUAUCCACAACGUGAAUAAUGCUAUCAACGACGUGGAUAAAUUUAUCCACAACGUGGAUAAUGCUAUUUACGAUGUGGAUAAAGUUAUCCACGACGUGAAUACUGCAAUCCACAACGUGAAUUAUUUUGUCUACAACGUGGAUUUCGUUGUCUACUACGCGGAUAAUGCUAUCCACAACAUGGAUUAUGUUAUCCACAAUGUGGAUACUGUUGUUCACAACGUGGAUAAUGUUAUCCAUAACGUGAAUUAUGUUUUCGACAAACCACUCCCCCUUCCUCUCGCCCUUUUCCUCCUCCAUCCACUUACUCUCCCUUUCCUUCUUCCACUAUCCCUUCCACACCUUCUACCACUCACGCAACCACUCACGCAACCACUCACGCAACCACUCACCCAACCACUAACCCAACAACUCACCCAACCACUCACCCAACCACUCACCCAACCACUCACCCAACCACUCAUCGAACCACUCACCCAACCACUCACCCAACCACUCACCCAACCACUCACCCAACCACUCACCCAACCACUCACCCAUUCACUCACCCAUUCACUCACCCACCCACUCACCCAACCACUCACCCAUUCACUCACCCAUUCACUCACCAUUCCACUCCCCCUUCCACUUCCCCUUCCACUCCCCCUUCCACUCCCCCUUCCACUCCCCCUUCCACUCCCCCUUCCACUCCCCCUUCCACUCCCCCUUCCACUCCCCCUUCCACUCCCCCUUCCACUCCCCCUUCCACUCCCCCUUCCACUCCCCCUUCCACUCCCCCUUCCACUC
Molecule: messenger RNA, 942 nt
Organism: Stomoxys calcitrans (stable fly)
Lineage: Eukaryota; Metazoa; Arthropoda; Insecta; Diptera; Muscidae
Product: tetra-peptide repeat homeobox protein 1-like
Exons: 3
Source: RefSeq, a predicted model, not a curated record